Monomorium pharaonis (pharaoh ant) is the source of this 3832-nucleotide messenger RNA. Its product is annotated as NECAP-like protein CG9132. Bases 193 to 951 code for a protein of 252 amino acids. Gene Ontology annotation, biological process: endocytosis. Gene Ontology annotation, cellular component: membrane; clathrin vesicle coat. NCBI's taxonomy places the organism in Eukaryota, Metazoa, Arthropoda, Insecta, Hymenoptera, Formicidae. The record is from RefSeq and is a predicted model, not a curated record. The transcript is spliced from 3 exons.
CGAUUAAUCCAUGGACAACUCGUGGGCGGAAGGGUGGGGGAAGGAGGCGUGACUCGAGAUAGAGUUAUCAAAUCACGGCUGAUCAGACAUUUGUCAAGAGAGCGUAAACGAACCUUCAAAACGGUAUUUUUGCGAGGAAGGCCCCUCCUGCGAUAGUUUCCUUGUCUCCCAGGAUCCUCGUCGGCAAAUACGAUGGAGACGUACGAGAGCGUCCUGCUGGUGAAGUCUGAGGUGUUCGUCUUCAAAAUUCCGCCAAGGUCGACCAACAGGGGUUAUCGGGCAGCCGAUUGGAACCUGCAGGAACCCUCCUGGACAGGUCGCAUGCGACUGGUGUCACAGGGUGACAGCAUCACUAUAAAGCUGGAAGACAAGAUCACGGGCGAAUUGUUCGCCAAGUGUCCUAUCGAGCAGUAUCCUGGGAUUGCGGUAGAACCGGUUACCGACUCGUCUCGAUACUUUGUUCUGAGGAUCCAAGACGACAACGGACGGUCGGCGUUCAUAGGUGUCGGCUUCUUAGACAGGUCUGACAGUUUCGAUCUGAAUGUUGCUCUUCAGGAUCAUUUUAAAUGGUUAAAGAAUCGGGACCAGAUCGAGAAAGAGAAGGAGAAGCCAAAACAGGAGUUAGAUCUCAGAUUUAAGGAAGGCGAAACUAUCAAGAUUAACAUGAAGAUUACCAAAAAGGAUGGCAGUGAAGUUACGUCCAAAUCCAGACAACGUUCUAAUCCAGCUGCAGGUCUGCCACCUCCUCCAGGUGGUGUCAAAAUUGCUCCACCACCAGCAAAAACUCCUACUUCUUCACCGGCGCACAAGCCACCACAAAAUCAAAAUCAAGAUGGUACGAGUUCAGAGUGGGGCGAAUAUGCCAGUGCUUCUCAAUCGGCAUCGGCAUCGGCAUCGGCAUCAGCACCAGCACCAGCAUCAGUGGCCAAUGCCAGUUGGGUGCAAUUCUAACUUUUAAAAUAUAUGUAUAUAAUAUUAUACAUAGAUAUUUAUUUCAGUAUAUACAUAUAGUGAUUUUGAAAUGGAUGGUCAAGCUUUAGAGACAUAUUUCUUUUAUUGUAAAGAUUGUUGAAAAUAAAAUUUCAGACUAUUGAAAUCGCUGAAAAAUCUGCUGCUGUUAAUGAAUAUUAUUAAACGUCAUCUUAAUUUUUAAUGCUUAAAAAUAUUUUUUAAUCUGCUAUGAUUUUUUUCUCAAAAUGGCUGGAAUGUAAAGCUUGACCAUUUAUGCCGAAAUCAUUCUUGUAUAUUGAAGUAAAUAAAAUAAUUGAUUAUACACACAUAUGAUAGAUGUAUUAAGUUAGAGAUGUUAAGGUGACUAUUGGAAGGACAUCUUUAUGAAUAAUGGAAAGAGAGUCUGAUGUAUAUUUUCCAAUACUAUAUAGCAUGCAAUGAAAAUUAGAGCAACAUUCAUAAGAGGGAUAUUUUUCCAGUAAAGAGAAGAAAAUUGUUUUGAAUAACUUAUAUCAAGAUUUUAAAAAAUGCUUUAAAAAAUUAAUCAAAUAUACCAUUGAUUAAAAUGAGCGUUUUGAGGUGCGGUUUGCUUUUUUUUGAAAAAAACCAAUUAAUUUAUGUAGAAAAGUUUUUUGAAAAUUAAUUAAUACUUUUUUUGUUCUACAAUAAAAAAUUGCCCUCUUCUCGAUUGUUGAUACAAUUCUCUAGCAUUCUAUAUAAUAGUAUUGUACUUAUAAAUACUAUUUAAAAAUGCAUCUCAAUGGCUUUUGGACAUUCAGUGUAUUUGGAGAUAGCAUAACAUAAUUUUUUGUAUGUAUAAAUAUUGAUAUAUCAAAUGCAUUUAGUGCCUUGUACAAACUAGUCCAAUAAAAAGCAAAUUGAGGUAAGUCGCAAUAGAAAAUAUAUGUAUAUUUGGCACUUGCAGAAAUACGGUAUAACAUUUGAUUUUUCAUCUCGUUUUUAACCUCUUCAAAUAUUGCAUGAUUUUAGUAUGGUUUUGUUAUAAAAAAUAAUUUUUAAUCAUUCAGUAACUAUUUUUUUAUCUAACACAAAAAAACCGUUGAAAACGAAUUAUUCUUAUAUAUCUAUGAAUUUUGCAACAAAAUCUCUUUAUUGCUGUUGAAUUCUUUAUUGUUUGUUAUAAUUUUUCGUGAAUUGAACAUUGGUUGCAAAAUAUCGGUGAGUCGAAUGCUGUCUUCUUAUUAGAUAAUAUCAUCAAUAUAUAUCUUAUUUAUUAAAUGUUAAUAUCAUGAGAAGCAGUAUUAAAUCCUAAGAAAACCUCAAGCCUUCUAGAAGAGACCUAUUUUUAUUAUUUUUUUAGUAAUGAAUUUAUUAAUAUAUGAAUUGAUUAUUUUUAUUUCAGGAUUUUUUAAGAAAACAAUUUUAAAAGGUAUUAACGUAUUUUUUUUACCAAUAAGAUUUGCAAAACUCGAGCAAUUAGAUACAAAGAGAAUAAUUCCCUCAAUUAAAAUUGUUUUAAUAGACAUAACAUUUAUAAAUUUUAUAACAAAAUUUACAUUUUUAAUAUUUAGUUAAUUUUUUAAAUAUAAACUUGUUUUUUUUUAAAUAUUUUCUAUUGUAUAGAUUUUUUUUAUUAAUCGUUCAAGAAAUUAUAUAACAUAUUGCAUAUCCAAUAUAUAAUAACAAUAUAAUAUUUGGCCUCGACCGUUAGCUUGCAACAUUUGUAAAUAUUACAAGGCCUAGUGUAAAAAUAAGGCCUAAUUCCCUCGUACAUUGAGUGUCCACAAAGUUAUUCAUUCAAUUUUAAUACAUCUUUUUAACUAAGUUAGGAUUUUUAUUAAAGAAUUAACAACAAAGUCGUAUACUUUAAAUUUAUAUUCCUUUUUUUCAACUUCAUUUUUUGUCUCACGUGAGUUAAAUGAGAAAUUUCUGCUGGAAAUAAACUUACUCAAGAAAAGAAUCUUUGACGAUAUUACAAAAGAACAUUUUUACAUUUUUAUGAAUUUUAAAAUAUUUUUUAAUCGAUUGAAAGCGAUUAAAAAAUUGUCUAAAAAUGUAUAAUAAAUUCCGUGUUAGGUUUUAUAAUAAUUACUUUUUUUUAUUAAAUAACAAUUAAUGUUAUACUUUUUCUUAUUUUAGAAUUAAACUUUACUUCUCUUUCAAAUCUAUAAGAGAAGUAUUCAUAAAGAAUUAUUUUACAUAUCUCAUAAGCAUUAUGUAUAAUUUAUUAGAAAGAUGUUAUACUGGAAACGUUUCACUACGUGUUUAAAGGAGUAUAUGUAAAACUUUCGAUGUAACAAAAAACAAUUAUCUCUUCGAUGAAAAAAGUAGAAUCUACUAUGCUAUUUAUGACUCGUUACUUAGAUCAUAAAUUGUACAAUGUUAUUUACAUUACCCCGUGCUAAAUUUUAAUGUAAAAUGUAGAAUAACCUUGUUAAACAUUGUUAGUGUGAAUCUUGUUGAAUGACUGUUUAGACGCAAUUUUAUAUUAUAUAUAUUCUUUUUAUUUAUAGGAACUGUCUCAAAAAAGUGCGAAGUGUCAGCGGAGAAUGUGUUAUAAAUUGUUAGCACCGAAUCAGAUUAUUAAUGUUUAAUGUUAAAUGUUAAAAAAUAACUAAGACUUUUACAUAUAUUAUACAUAGCCGAGUCUCUACCAACGUAGAUAAACUUUAAUCUCUGUUUACUUAUUAUAUCAUUCUAGUUUCAAAAAUUAGAAAAAAAUAGAGUGACUUAAACUGAAAUUAAAGUUAAUCUACAUGGUUAAAUGAACUAUAAGAAUUAGAACAACAUAUUGGUUGAUAUUAAGAUAUUUUGUGUACUUAUGGAAAUAAGUAUUAAAAUACAUAAAAUUGUCGAAUCAUUAAUGUCGUAACAAAAUCACUAUAAGUAGAAGAGCUAAAUAUUAUACAUAAAAUCUUUA